AUGAGAGGGAGGCUCUGGGAGGUUUGGAUUAUGCAAUCUGUGGCUGGAUUGUUGUGUGUGUUACUCGGACGAGUCAACUCGCUCUGGACAUCGAUUGUUGUUAUGUGGAUAUUUUCUAUAUUCGUUCAAGCUGCUUCUGGUCUCAUAUUUGGCAUCGUAGUUAGGAGUGAUGGCGGGAAUGACGCGAAGUGGUGGAACUGUAGGUGCGGUGGUGACACAGCUUUUGUUGUUUUUCGGCAAUAA
This is a messenger RNA of Eruca vesicaria subsp. sativa (arugula), 243 nucleotides long. The record is from the annotation of a GenBank genome assembly. Lineage: Eukaryota; Viridiplantae; Streptophyta; Magnoliopsida; Brassicales; Brassicaceae.